CCGGAAACUCUGGGAGCCUGACCUGCACACAAGACGUAGCACAAAAACACACAUAGUGGAACAGAAAAAAUAUCACAAGUUGUAACAGGGUGCUGGAGGGUUGUUAUAGUUAGUUUUAUUUUUUUUUUGUAGUGGGUUCUUGGGGUGGUUACUUUCAACCAUCUACUACGGAAGCUACAUCUCUCCCACUGCUAUUGCACAGUAGAUCUGUAUCUCGCUUUCCUUCUGAUUAUAACUAAUUUUAUAGUUACUACCAAUUUUCAGGUAUCACAGGGUUCAAUUUAAGAUUAUAAAGUGAAGCACGGGUUAAAGAAUGGGUGGAAAAAAGUUUGGACGGAGAACUGACGAUUAUGUGAAUGCACAGAACUGGCAACCAAGGCACAAAGCAUGCUCAGAUAUCUCUGACCGCACUGAGCUGAAAGACAAGAAGAAACCAGGAAAGAUCUUCAGAUCUGCUUUUGGUCUCCUAAUACUUGGUGUUUUAUUAACACUCUGUGCUGUAGGGAUCCUUUAUCACAAUAAAGUGAUUUCACAUGAGAUAUUAAGUAAGCAGUAUUCUAAUGUUACUGAAACAUUGAGGAUGCAGGAACAUGAAACCAAGGAAAUAAAAAAACUGUUUGAAGCACUGAAGGUGGAGCAUCAGCAAGUUCAGGAGGAACUUGCAGCAUGCAGUGCAAAUAAAAACAAUGGACAAUGUGAGGAAGGAUGGAAGUCUCUUGGUUUAAAGAGUUAUUACUUCUCCAGUUUUAAACUGAACUGGACACAGAGUCGAGAUUACUGUGUGGAGAAAGGAGGCCACCUGGUGAUUAUAACCAGCCAAGAACAGGUUUGA
Molecule: messenger RNA, 832 nt
Organism: Tachysurus fulvidraco (yellow catfish)
Lineage: Eukaryota; Metazoa; Chordata; Actinopteri; Siluriformes; Bagridae
Product: oxidized low-density lipoprotein receptor 1-like
Exons: 6
Coding region: 314-832 (172 amino acids)
Source: RefSeq, a predicted model, not a curated record